UAUGCACUCGUGUGUACGUGCGCCUUUUAAGCUAAAGUAGCUUAUUGGCGAGCUCCAAUCUUGGUAAAUAACCGUGGUUAUGACAAUAUUGAUAAUAAAUACGUGAACGUGGUGACUAAAGUUCAGAUUAUCAGGAGGCAGCCACUAAUUAAUUGGUAUCGGGCAGUUUAUUCGAAAUUUCAUGAAUAUCCCAAAAUAUCAACAAGUUAUUAUAUUACUUUGUGCUAAUGUUUUCGCCCAUUCGUAAUUUCGUCGUAUUGUCAUUUGUCAGGCCACGCAGGCGUUGUAUUUGUCCCGUGUCUCGUGCCGUCUAUACGAUCACCGAAAUAUCUAUUCCGAUUUCUGAGCUUAUGUUUUUAUAACAUAGGUACCUCUACCUACAACCUUAUUUCGACUGGCCCAACAAAACGACGGUCGCCGAUGGUCAAGUACUGAAAAUUACCAUCGUAGAUAACCUUUUACUAGUCUACCUAUAUCAUAGACACAAGUACCCAGUUGCAGAUAGUUCACUCACAUAUUUUUAUCAACUAACAAUCAAAAUGACUUACCAUCAAAGAAAUUCAUCUCCAAACUUCAACAAGAUAUUCGAUAAGCAACUACUGACUCCAGAGCAGGUUCAACAAGCGUCCAUACUGGAGUUAAGGGCAGACCCAUUGCUAUGGGCUGCAUACAAACGCGGCUGGGAUGAAAAUUUCUCAAAAAAUCAGGUGACCCAUGAUUCAAACUUUCCAGAUGAUAAUGACAGUUUGGGUGAUGAUAAUUAUCACCAGAAUAAAAACGUUAGGGAGGAUAGUAUGAACGAAAAUACAUUUAGUCAGCAAUAUCGUCUCCAAAAAACAGUUAUUAACACUAAUACUAACUGUAAAUCAAAUCAAACAGAAUUUAUGGAAACUGAUAAUUAAAGAAUAAACUUAAAAAAAUAUAAUA
Acyrthosiphon pisum (pea aphid) is the source of this 927-nucleotide messenger RNA. RefSeq lists its product as uncharacterized. The transcript is spliced from 2 exons. NCBI's taxonomy places the organism in Eukaryota, Metazoa, Arthropoda, Insecta, Hemiptera, Aphididae. The record is from RefSeq and is a predicted model, not a curated record. Bases 540 to 902 code for a protein of 120 amino acids.